Molecule: messenger RNA, 678 nt
Organism: Nerophis lumbriciformis (worm pipefish)
Lineage: Eukaryota; Metazoa; Chordata; Actinopteri; Syngnathiformes; Syngnathidae
Source: RefSeq, a predicted model, not a curated record
AUGGACUUGUACGGGAAGAUGGCUGCUACUCAGGAUGCAAAAGGGAAGGGGGAGGGCGGUGAUCAAAACUUCGACUACAUGUUCAAGCUGCUGAUCAUCGGCAACAGCAGCGUAGGAAAAACCUCCUUCCUGUUCCGCUACGCCGAUGACGCCUUCACUUCGGCCUUCGUCAGCACCGUGGGCAUCGACUUCAAAGUGAAGACGGUGUACAAAAACGACAAGAGGAUCAAGCUGCAGAUAUGGGACACAGCCGGCCAGGAGCGUUACAGGACCAUCACUACUGCCUACUACCGCGGCGCCAUGGGCUUCAUCCUCAUGUACGACAUCACCAAUGAGGAAUCCUUCGGCGCUGUACAAGACUGGUCAACCCAGAUAAAAACAUACUCAUGGGAUAAUGCACAAGUGGUUUUGGCUGCAAAUAAGUGUGAUAUGGAAGAGGAACGAGUGGUGUCGGUGGAUAGCGGCAGGCUGUUGGCGGAACAGCUGGGCUUUGAGUUCUUCGAGACGAGCGCCAAGGACAACAUCAACGUCAAGCAGACCUUUGAGCGCCUCGUCGACCUCAUUUGCGACAAGAUGUCCGACAGCUUGGACGGCGACCCGGCCGUCACCGCGGGAGCACCCACCGCCAAACUGACUGACAGUGCUCCGCCCCCUCAGCAGCCCAGCUGCAACUGUUAG